AUGGCCAAUAGUAUACACAACUCAAAUAUUGACGCUAUGCAGCAUGAAGUCAAUGAAAUUAUUGGUGUUUACAUACGUAUACAGCGGGUGUGUCAGCAAUUUGGUAGAAUUUAUGGCAAGCAACUGCUGCUUAGCAUCACUGGCAUUGCUGGUUAUAACAUUUUAACUCUAUUUAUAUUGGUCUUCAUUUGGAAUUACAUAAUAAUUUCCUGGGGCCUUGUCGUUGCUUUUUUCUUAGUAACAAUAAAUACAAUCGAUUUUUGGCUGGUCAUCGCUGCUUGUGAAUUAAUGGUGCAAACUACGCGUGAAAUGGCGCAAUUGCUGAGAUGCUUUAAUAAUUUUGCGCAAUUAAAAGUGGAAUUUGAGCGAGAACUGGAAAUUUUUGCGUUGGUUUGCGCUACCAACUCCCCAAAUUUUCGCUUAUGUGGUUUGGUAGAUUUGAAUUAUUCAACUGGUGUAAAAAUUGUGUUGACCAUGAUUUUAUAUAUAAUUUAUUUGGUGCAAUUAUAUUAU
This is a messenger RNA of Anastrepha ludens (Mexican fruit fly), 513 nucleotides long. RefSeq names its product gustatory receptor for bitter taste 22e-like. The record is from RefSeq and is a predicted model, not a curated record. Gene Ontology annotation, cellular component: membrane. The transcript is spliced from 2 exons. Gene Ontology annotation, biological process: sensory perception of taste. The annotation marks the transcript as partial. NCBI's taxonomy places the organism in Eukaryota, Metazoa, Arthropoda, Insecta, Diptera, Tephritidae.